Molecule: messenger RNA, 2320 nt
Organism: Prosopis cineraria
Lineage: Eukaryota; Viridiplantae; Streptophyta; Magnoliopsida; Fabales; Fabaceae
Exons: 1
Coding region: 281-2182 (633 amino acids)
Source: RefSeq, a predicted model, not a curated record
AGAAAAAGGGGAGUCUCUAGGCAGGUUUCUUCGACGUUCUCACCCAAUCCCCAAUCGAACUCUCGUCUCGUCUCUUGCACAAUUUUUCAAUCCAAGAAAUUGCUGCUUGGAGAUUCCGUUUUCUGUUUAAUAGCUUUCUAAAGAUUUCAAUUGUGUUCUGCUCUGAGAUCUAACUCCGGAUUAUUUUCCAUUUCUUCAUGCACAAAGUAUCCAGAUUUUCACUCUGAUCCAUCGCAAGCUGGAUCUUUCGCCCUUGUAGAUCGGAAUCUGGUCGCCGGCCAUGUCUUGUUUAGCCCUUUCUUUACAAAUUUCCAACGGAUCCGACAUCCUGCUCCAGACCCGCGAGUGGUUCCCACCUGCUCGAGCCCUUGGAGCCCUCUCUGCUUUCCGCCAAACCCGUCGCGCCUUGGCUUCUAACAAGAAUUCCCAACCCUUCGGUGAUGACGCCUACGCCGCCGAGUCCAUCGGUGACGAUCCGCUCGCUGCCUCCAGUGGUCAAGUUAUUGUCGGCGUAGAAAGUCGUUACCGCGUCGUAUAUCGGUUAGUGAAUGGAAUUUAUGUGCUUGGUGUAACUGUUGCCGAUCACGACAAUACAGUAAACGUAUUUGAGUGUAUAAAUAUUGUGAACCAAGCUGUUAGUGUCAUCGUUACUGCUUGCCGUGGUGUGGAUGUUACUCCCGAAAAACUUAGUAAGAAGUAUGCGGAGGUCUACAUGGCUUUGGAUAUUGUUCUUAGGGGCGUCAGUAACAUCCGACUUGCUGCAAUGCUGGCGUCGUUGCACGGUGAUAGCAUUGCGAAGAUGGUUCACUCGGCGAUUGACUCCGAGAACAAGAUCCGCGGUGCUGAUACUUGGACUGCUGCUGAGGUGCAUUCGAUCGAGCAGCAAACGGGCAUUGAUGCGUUCUCCAAAGCUCGGUUUGAGUUACCGCCUGAGACACUUGCAGCUGGAGAUGAAGUCGCUGCUACCCUUGCUCCAGUGGCAAGUGAGCAGCAGGAUGAGCAGCAGCAGACGAAGCCAGAAGAAUCGCCCACGGAAAAUGAUCCAUUUGCUGCAAGCGAUGCGAUCAAUAAACCCCCAGAGCUGGUGGGUGGCUUUAAGAAGACUAAGGAUCCUUCAGCUACUGAUUUGACGACAGCAUUGGCGGGGCUUGAGGUCACGACAUUGCCUCCUCCAGAGGCGACCCAGUCUACCCAUAUCAAUGUGGAGGGAUUUGAAGGAAAUUAUGGUGGGGUCGAAUUUAGCAAUGAACAAGCAACUCUAGGAGAAGCUUUUGAAUCCUUCAGCGACGCUUGGGGAGGUGGGCUUGAUCCAUCAGAGUUCGUUGGCACGAAGAGGGCUCCAAAACCCCAAGGGCUUGGUGGACUUGAAUUGUUACAGACCGGACCAGAUGUUGCCGUUAAAGCACCAGCGGAAGGUGGAGCAGCAGGCAAUCUUGAAAAUUUAUUGGUAAAGAAAACGGAAAUGAAGGGUCCUGAGAUGUAUAUCUCUGAACAGAUUAGUGCAGAGUUCAGAGAGUCAUUACUUGCAAGGGUAGGAUUAAUGGGUGUUGUAUACCUUAGAACUUUGCCUCCUAAAACUUCUGGUGAUAAGGAAACUGAAUUCUCAUUUCGAGUUGAGGGGACAAGUGCAGUUAAAAGAUUUGUUAUACAAAAUUCUCGUGUCAGCUCCCUUGGCAAUGGUUUGUUUCAUGUGAGGACUGCAGCCUCAGAUGAGCCUCUUCCAAUAAUCAAGUACAGUUUGCUGCCCAGGUUGACGCCAUUGCCUUUGAGGGUUCGACUUUUAAAACGCCAUACUGGUAGUUUACUUUCUGUGAUGAUACAAUAUGCUUCAAACCCUAAUUUGCUCGCACCCAUGAGAGAUGUCACAUUCAUUCUGAAAUUACCAGUUGACCCAACAUUGUUGAAAGUUUCACCAAAGGCUGUGUUGAAUAGGUCUGAAAAAGAAGUUAAAUGGCAUGUGCAAGAGAUUCCACUCAAAGGUGCUCCUGGUCGGUUGAGAGCAAGGAUGCCAGUAGACUCAACUGAAGAGGAUGAAGAAAUUGAGGUGGUUGGCUAUGUGAAAUUUUCCGUUGAAGGAAUGCAGUCAUUAUCUGGGGUUUGUCUAAGACCUGCUUCUGAGGGUAAGACAGAUUUUUAUGAGGUUAAACACAGAUUUGAGAAUGGAAUUUAUAUGUGCAACUGAUUUGUCAUCACGUAGGUAAUAGCUAAUUGGCUUUUCAUUGUUGGUGAACGAGGGUAUAUUUUUAUUUUUUGGGUGUAACAUUCUUUGAUAUCAAUCUUGUAACUUGAACUCUGAGUUAUGUAAAACUUUUUUUUUUUG